Messenger RNA from Cordyceps militaris CM01, 2103 nucleotides. RefSeq names its product C6 transcription factor, putative. Gene Ontology annotation, biological process: regulation of DNA-templated transcription; DNA-templated transcription. Lineage: Eukaryota; Fungi; Ascomycota; Sordariomycetes; Hypocreales; Cordycipitaceae. The transcript has 5 exons. Gene Ontology annotation, molecular function: zinc ion binding; DNA-binding transcription factor activity, RNA polymerase II-specific; DNA binding. Bases 1 to 2103 code for a protein of 700 amino acids. The record is from RefSeq and is a predicted model, not a curated record.
AUGAGUGACAACGAGCCGCGGCCCUCUUGGCCGACGCUGCGCCCAGCUGCGUCUCGCCCAAACUCGUUGGCUCUCGAGACAGAGCCGCCGCAGAAAGGCUGGCCUCUGGUGAACAAGUUGCCGCGAAAGAGUGUCGCCGUCGCAGCCUGCGAAUCGUGCCGCCAACGUAAAGUAAAGUGCAACGCCCAACGUCCAUCGUGCGCGGCUUGCCAGAAGCGAAACCUCCGCUGUCGGUACGACGCCGCCCCCUCGGAGACGCCGGGGCAAGCGCUCAAGAGAAAGUAUACCCAGCUGCAGGAUAGAUCGUCCUCGUCUGCCGCCCACAAGGUCUUUAAUAUUCUGCAGAUGCGGUCCGAAGAGGAGGCCCUCCAGAUCUUCCAUCGCAUACGGUGUGGUGCGGACCCCGAAUCAAUACUGCGCCUUGUCCAAAACGCAGACGUAAUGAUGGAUCUAUCUGUGGCGCCAGAGACGAGGUUGCGCUAUGAAUUUCCUUGGAUCACCUCCAUGCCGCAGUAUCUCUGCGCUGCCACCAACGUAUAUCUGCAGUCGCCCAUAUACAACUUUGCUUUGGACGACGAGGGCAACCAGCAGCUGCGCACGCCUUCUCCUUCCUCUGACGACCAGGAUCAACAGCACUCGCUAUUCCUCCGGCCAUACCACGCCGCGACCAUCAUCGACCCGAGACUCAACCAGAUCAAGCCCUCCGAGUGGACUAGAGUCUCGCAAGAUGACGGUCUGAUGCGAAAAAUGCUGCAACAUUUCUUCAUGUACGAAUACCAGUGGCACACCAGUUUUCAGAAAGAUUACUUCUUGGACGACAUGGUUUCAGGUAAACGGGAGUUUUGCUCGCCUCUGCUCGUGAACUCGAUUCUGGCCCAUGCUUGCCACAGUUCAAAUCGGACUGAGUAUUGGGAAACCGACACGUUGGCAAAACAGUUUAUAAGCGAAGCCAAACGUUUGUGGGCCGAGGAGACUGGCAUAAACAGAUUGACAACUGUGCAAGCUGGGCCACUCCUGUACCUCGCCUACGCCAUUUGCUUGGAAGAUAAAAUUGGAAAAUCGUACUUGAUUCAGUCGGUGGCUAUGGCGCAAGAUCUGGGGAUCUUCAAGCUCAAUGGCAGUCGCGUGGGUGGCAGGGCCCAGGACGCCAGAGAUUUUACUGCGUGGGCUAUUUAUUGCACCCAGAUUCACAACCAGUGGUAUUUCCAAGAUGCACCACUGAUGGAUCGAAGACCCGAGGUUCAUUUGCCCGACCCAACUGAUAAUCAGUAUUGGUACGGGGAGAUUUGGCUAAAGUAUCCUUCAAGCGACAGGCUUCAUGCUUGCCAGUUUGGCGACUCGUUCCGCGCUCGUACCAAUCUAAGCUUCAUCCUAGAAGAUAUUUUGUGGAAACACUUCUCCAAUCCAGACGAAAAACCAAUGUUUUCUAUUCGUCAGAUCGCAAGCUACCACAGGAAAUUGGAGCAGUGGUACAACGACCUCCCGGAGCCACUAACACCCAGCAGAGCUCUUUUCCCAGUGCACCUAAAACUCCACAUGCAUUAUUAUAACACGGUCAUCCGGCUGAUGACGGCUGCCGUCAAUCUGGGAGAGCGGUCCAUUUGCGCGGACCUGGACGGGUGGACUGCGAAAAGCACAUCUCAGGAGCUGCUAUCGGAGGCGGCCAUCUUGCUGGAGACGGUGGUGCGACUGUACUAUCUUCGCCACAGCUUCGAGCGGCUGGAUACCUUCUUGGUCCAGCCGCUGAUGGAACUGUCCAACCUUCGUCAGGCAGACGCUGCGACGAACCAUGUACUCGACAAAGAGUCGGUGUGGUCCACCGUGGUUCUCUGUGCGCAAGGGUUCCGCGACCAAGGACACAGCCACUACCUGGGGCAGAUACUGUUCCAAAUGACGAGGAACAGCGUCGCUCCCGAGAUUCAGACGGUAAUUGACAAGUAUCUCUACCCAGGCCCGCAGGCGGACGCUCCGCUCUUGCCCAGCGACGCACAGUCCGAUUGGCCGGCUACUAUUAUUAGUGUCCAGGACGACGCAAAACACCACCGGCUCAGUGUUGUUCUGCAGCGGUUAGAAGGCGCGGCCGCGGCCAAUGCGACGUCGUAG